AUGGCUCCGGCGGCAACGGAGGUUGCACCAGCAGCGGCUGUGGCCAUCGUGGCGGUGCCGUUCCCGGCGCAGGGCCACCUGAACCAGAUGCUGCACCUGUCGCUGCUGCUUGCCUCCCGUGGCCUGGACGUGCACUACGCAGCGCCGGCCGCGCACGUCCGCCAGGCGCGCGCGCGCGUGCAGGGCUGGGACGCGCGCACCGUCCGCUCGCUCCACCUCCACUUCACCGCCAUCGACAUCCCGCCUUACGAGACGCCGCCGCCUGACCCCGAGAACCCGAUCGCGUACCCCGUCCACCUGCAGCCGCUCUUCGACGCCUUCUGCGACCACGCCGCUGCCCCACUCGGGCGACUCCUCGAGGAGCUGGCCGCGACAAACCGCCGCGUCGUGGUCGUGCAUGACGGCAUCAUGGCCUUCCCGGCGUCCGAGGCGUCGCGGCUGCCCAACUGCGAGGCGUACGCCUUCCAGUGCGGCGCGCAGUCGUUCGCCGCGGGGUUCAAGGACCCCGGGCACUGCCUGGUGCGCGCGCUCGGCCUACCCGUCCCGCCGCCAGAUUUCUGCUUCACCAAGGAGUUCCUGGAGCUGGCGCAGAAGCAGGGCGGCCUCGGCGUGCCCGGCGCCGGGUUGCUCCUCAACUCCUGCCGCGCGCUCGAUGGAGACUUCAUCGACGAGCUCAACGAUACCCUCUCCAAAGACGGCAAGAAGCUCUUCACCAUCGGCCCGCUAAACCCGCUGCUCGACCUCGACCUCGCCGCGACCAGACCCGCCCCGUCGGCGCAGCCGCGGCACGAGUGCAUGGACUGGCUUGACAAGCAGCCGGUCUCUUCGGUGCUGUACGUGUCCUUCGGUACGAUGUCGUCGCUGCCCGGCAAGCAGAUCGAGGAGCUGGCAGCGGCGCUGCAGAGUAGCGGGCAGCGGUUCAUCUGGGUACUGCGCGACGCCGACCGUGCAGACAUAUUCGCGGAAGCCGGCGGCGAGAGCGGGCGUCACGCGAGUCUCCUUUCCGAGUUCAGGAAGCGGACCGAUGGGACAGGACUGGUGAUCACCGGGUGGGCGCCGCAGCUGGAGAUCCUGGCGCACGGCGCCACGGCGGCGUUCGUGAGCCACUGCGGCUGGAACUCGUUUGUGGCAAAUCAUAAAAUAUUCCGCCUGGGCCACGGGAAACCGAUCCUGGCGUGGCCCAUGCACUCCGACCAGCCGUGGAACGCCGGGUACGUGUGCGCCCACCUCAAGGCCGGCAUCGUCGUCAGGCCGUGGGAGAAGAGCCGGGAGACGCUGCCCGCCAAGGAUAUCCAAGAGGUCAUCCGGAGGGCGAUGGACUCCGACGAAGGCAUCGCCGUGCGGAACGCGGCAAAGGCGCUCGCCAAGGACAUUCGUGCCGCGGUGUCAGAAGGCGGCUCGUCGUGGGCAGACAUGGAGGACUUCAUUGGUCACAUCACAAAGUGA
Molecule: messenger RNA, 1446 nt
Organism: Lolium rigidum
Lineage: Eukaryota; Viridiplantae; Streptophyta; Magnoliopsida; Poales; Poaceae
Product: cis-zeatin O-glucosyltransferase 2-like
Exons: 2
Coding region: 1-1446 (481 amino acids)
Molecular function (GO): UDP-glycosyltransferase activity
Source: RefSeq, a predicted model, not a curated record